This is a messenger RNA of Acanthochromis polyacanthus (spiny chromis), 6453 nucleotides long. It is a transcript of the gene rasgrp4, whose product is annotated as RAS guanyl releasing protein 4. Gene Ontology annotation, biological process: positive regulation of GTPase activity; Ras protein signal transduction. Gene Ontology annotation, cellular component: plasma membrane. Lineage: Eukaryota; Metazoa; Chordata; Actinopteri; Pomacentridae. The record is from RefSeq and is a predicted model, not a curated record. Gene Ontology annotation, molecular function: calcium ion binding; guanyl-nucleotide exchange factor activity. The coding region runs from base 1089 to 3209 and encodes 706 amino acids. The transcript has 17 exons.
UUUUCAAUGCCGUAUCGGCGGCUCUCCCUGCCAGCCAGUCAGCUUCCUGCAGCAAAGAAGCCACCUCUGCUGACUGUGGGGUGGCGGGGGGUGACAUUAAUGGUUGCCUCUUCCUCUUGGUGUGAUAAAACAAGGAUUCCUUUGAGCCCACCCUGUCCAGCUGCACGACCACAUUCACCAGCACAAACACUACCUCCCUGUGUAAUCACUCGCCACCCUGAGAAAUGACAGCGGGAGUUGGUCAAAAAAGAGAAGAAGAGGAAGAAAAGGAAGAAAUCAGGAUGAUAGACAUGCUCUGGGGGACCCUGGAGACCUGCAGGGCGACAAAUCCAGAGAGGAGACACGUGUCGGGAUUCAACAAUGUUAUCAGACACUUGAUGAUUUACUGCCAGAUUCUGGUGCCAAGAUCAGACCAAGAAGUGACGCUGAGGUGCGGCUUGUUGUGUUGACAGAUGUCUCCUCCUGGCUGAUGUCGCUCAUAUGAUUGCUCAUCACUAUCUCUCUCGAACUCUCCUCCUCCUUCCUCUGUUGGUACUGCAUUUGUGUUCACUAUUCUCUCUCUCUUCCUCCUCUCCCCUCCCCCUUGCACACACACAAACACACACACACACACACACACACACGUACACACAGAAACUGAUGUGAGUUCCCCUAUCUAUCAGAGCCAGUUCCUCCAUUUAAGAUGCUGACUUGUUUAUGUUGAAGGGGACAAGUGAAUGACUUUUGGCGGCUCUUACACUGCACUUCGAGGGCUCGUGUGAGGCGGGGGUUUUUUGUCUUCUGUUUUGUUGCAGGAAAUGGGGGCCUGAAGUCUGUUUAGCUGCUGAUUUGCGGUUGAUAGAGAAGGGAGAUUAACUGAGACACGUCUGAUAAGGCGUGGAGUGUUUUUUUAAGUGGAUGACUGGCAGGUGAGCAGCCCUCAGCCCCAGCAGCUCUCCGUCCUGGGCACAUAAACAAGACAGAGGACACAGAGGAGGAGGAGGAGGAGGAGGAGGAGCGGGGUCAACCAUGGAGCUGUAGGGACACGCUCAGAUGCCCGAGCAGAUCGCCAGUGGAGGAGGAGUGCUGCUCAGGAGAACAACUCUGCAAUGAACAAGACCAAAAGGAAGCCCAACGUGGAGAGUCCUGGUGUGCUGAAGAGCAAGAAGCUGGUCCAGCGGAGGAGGAAUACAUGUCCCAGUCCUCAGGACAUCAGCCGGGCCCUGCAGAGCCCCAGCGCUGCUCCCAGUGCCAGCGCCGCCAGCCUGGAUGAGCUCAUCCAGCGCUGCCUCAACUGCUUUGAUUCAGAGGGGAAGCUUUCGAGCCCCAGAGGGUCCCAGUUGGUCCACAUGACCCUGAUGAUGCACAGCUGGGUCGUACCAUCUCAGAUGUUCGCCCAGAAAGUUCUCGCUCUUUAUAAGGACUGUCCUUCGGAUAAAAGAGGACUCAGGCGGACUCAGAUCUGCCACCUUGUCAGGCGGUGGAUCAGCCAGUUCCCGGCGGUAUUUGAGGUGGACCCCCUUCUGGAGCAGACCAUGGGGGACCUGUGGGCUCUGGUCCGGUUGGACGGAGAGGAGACACACUCGCAGCUCAUCGACUCCUCCUGCUUAAGCCCUCAUGUGAACGUAUCCCAGGCUCCAUCGCCCUCCGUGAAGAAGAGGAAGGUGUCCUUGAUCUUCGACCACAUGGAACCGGACGAAAUGGCCGAGCAUCUCAGCUACCUGGAGUUCAAGAACUUCUGUAACGUUUCAUUCCUGGACUACCGCAGCUACGUGGUUCGAGGUUCGGUGAGGGACAAUCCCCCUCUGGAGCGGUCGGUCAUGAUGUGUAACGGCGUCUCCCAGUGGGUCCAGCUGAUGAUCCUCAGCAGACACACGGCUCAGCAGAGAGCUCAGGUCUUCACCAAGUUCAUUCACGUCGCUCAGAAACUUCGAGCUCUGCAAAACUUUAACACUCUAAUGGCAGUAACUGGGGGCCUCUGUCACAGUUCAAUCUCCCGCCUCAAAGACACUUCCAACCUGCUGCCUCCUGACAUCACUAAGGCCCUGAGUGAAAUGACUGAGCUGCUCUCGUCGCGCAGCAACUACAGCAACUACCGGCGGGUUUACAACGAGUGCAGCGGCUUCAAGGUGCCCAUCCUUGGUGUCCACCUGAAGGACCUGAUCUCGCUGAACGAGGCGCUGCCGGACUACAUCGACGAGGAGAAGAUCAACCUGAGCAAGCUGCAGCACCUGUACAGCAACAUCAACGACCUGCUGGCCAUCCACAGCUGCACGCCGCCGUUCGAGGCCAACAAAGACCUGCUGCAUCUGCUCACGCUCUCUCUAGAUUUAUACUACACCGAGGAUGAGAUAUAUGAACUUUCAUACACCAAGGAGCCCAAAAACCCCAAGAUCCAGCCUGUAGCUGCAGUUAAACCGCCGGUCGUGGCAGAGUGGGGUUCAGGGGUCACCCCCAGGCUCGACCCUGACACCAUAUCCAAUCACGUCAAACAGAUGGUGGAUUCCGUCAUGAAAAAUUACGACCAGAACCAGGACGGCUACAUUUCACUGGAGGACUUUGAAAAAAUAGCGGCCAACUUCCCCUUUUCCUUCUGCACUCAAGAAACUGACAGGGUGGGACAAAUCAGCCGUGAGGAAAUCACCUCUUACUUAAUGAGGGGAAUGUCUGUAUGUGCCAAGCUGGGCUACAACUUCAAAGACGCACACAACUUCCAUGAAACUGCGUACAAACGGCCAACGUUCUGUGACACAUGCGGGGGCUUUCUGUGGGGAGUCAUCAAAGGGGGCUUCCACUGCAAAGACUGUGGGAUGAACUGCCACAGACACUGCAGAGACCUGGUGGGAUCGGAGUGCGUAAAGAAACACAAAAACACCACUGGGUCCUGCCCGUGCACACCCGCCCCCGACUCCAGAACCAAGGGCAACAGCUGUAGUUCUGAGGAGGAGACGUUCAUUUUCCCCCAAAGCAACGAGACAGAACACAACAAAAACAACAUGAGCGACUCGGUGCUGUCAGACCGAUCGACUCAGACGGAUCCUGGCGUUUGGACACCCGAGAAGAAGGACAAACGAGGAAACCACCUCAACUCCCUCCUACAUGCAUCUCCAGAGAGAAAGGUCAACACUCUGCCACAUAGAGCCCGCGGUUCGUCCAUGCCCGUUUCCUUCUUGCAGGAGAAGAUGGAGGAGCUUCAUAUGUACAAAGACAAAAGCCGAGAGCCGGACUGAGCUCUCACAUUUCACCCAUGUGGACUAAACUUGCAGACAUCACCACGUUUGGGACAAAUCCGCGUCUGACUGGUGUUGAACUGACGAGAUUUUGUGGCUGUUCAGAAUACCAGCAGUAAAUGGACUCCUUUCGUGUUUCAAGUACGGUUGUGACCUGUUUUUAACUUUAUGUCAGUCUUAUUAGUGUGGCUGUUAGGGCUUCGAACAUCGAUUUUUCCGACUGUAAUUUAUGAACACCUCGUUUUGUUUUGUUUUAGAACACGUGCCUUGGUUCUCUGGUGCUAAGAUUCUACACAGCCUCAGUCCAUGUGAAGUCAUCUAGAACAACCUGUCAUCCACAUACAUAUUAUAAAUGCAGGGUGGGAAAUUAACACUAACCUCAACAAAAUUCUGGUUGAUUUUACGUUUGGCAGCUAUAUGACAACUCUGUUUAAGAUCUCAUAGAAACUGAAUUGCUAUUUGUUUAGCUUUGGAUUGGGUUAUAUAUGAUGAAAUACAUAAUAUACAUGCAUAUUUCCUUGACAAACAAUAGCUAUUGCUGCACCAUUAAGCCCCUUUCAGACAUGUAGAGUCAAAAGUGCAGGUUGGACUUUCAUUUUGGGUUAUCAUCACACAUGUACAGAAUUUGCAGUGCUUAGGAAUUCAUAAGUAAACAAGGAAAGCACUCAGAGAGCGCAGUACUCCGCCGAGGCUGCUCAGUCAUUGUAGGAUUUCUAGCUGAUAAGUCCCGAUAAGUCCACAGCGGUAGAUUUGUAGUAGGAUCGUAAUCAUGUGAUCAUCAGCAGGCAGCUGAAGUAGUGUUCACGCUGUGCCGCUAUCUCGCAAUGAUACAGAAAUCUUUAACAAAACCUUGUAACUAGACUAUAAACCACAUCACUGCCAAAAUCGAAUCAGCUGAUCCUUGGGUUACUUCUGAGCUUCCCUGAAAAUUUCAUCCAAAUCUGCUGUUCCGUUUUUGAGUGAUGUUGUUCACAGACAAACAGAUGGACAAGCGUACGAUCGUCAUAACUCCACUGCGUUCCUUGGCGGAAUAAUUAUUUUGACAGUUUGUUAUACAUCGUUUGAGUUACCGUCCGCUGUGGCUCUGUCCAUCCCUGUUGAAGGUACGCGUCAAUGAAGCAGUGAUCAAUGUUAAUGGAAAAAUUAUCCGUUCUAAUGAUAGAAUGCCCUAAUUUGAAAUAUUCCACGUCUGAAAGGGGCUUUACUGAGCUGUCUAUUCCUUUUGUAUCUCUGGUUUUGUAAUACGGUAGAUUACUUUGCGCAGCAGUGAGGCUCUGUCUCAGAGACAAUACUGGAUCGAUUGGAAUUUUGUGGUUAUAUACACUAUAUUGCCAAAAGUAUUCACUCACCUGCCUUGACUCGCAUAUGAGCGUAAGUGACAUCCCAUUCCUAAUCCAUAGGGUUCAAUAUGACGUCGGUCCACCCUUUGCAGCUAUAACAGCUUCAACUCUUCUGGGAAGGCUGUCCACAAGGUUUAGGAGUGUGUUUGUGGGGAUUUUUGACCUUUCUUCCAGAAGCUCAUUUGUGAGGUCUCACAAUGAUGUUGGACCAGAAGGCCUGGCUCUCAGUCUGCGCUCUAAUUCAUCCCAAAGGUGUUCUAUCAGGUUGAGGUCAGGACUCUGUGCAGGCCAGUCAAGUUCAUCCACACCAGACUCUGUCAUCCAUGUCUUUAUGGACCUUGCUUUGUACACUGGUGCACAGUCAUGUUGGAAGAGGAAGGGGCCAGCUCCAAACUGUUCCCACAAAGUUGGGAGCAUGGAAUUGCCCAAAAUGUCUUGGUAUGCUGAAGCAUUCAGAGUUCCUUUCACUGGAACUAAGGGGCCAAGUCCAGCUCCUUAAAACAACCCCACACCAUAAUCCCCCCUCCACCAAACUUUACACUUGGCACAAUGCAGUCCGACAAGUAUGGUUCUCCUGGCAACCGCCAAACCCAGACUGGUCCAUCAGAUUGCCAGAUGGAGAAGCACGAUUGGUCACUCCAGAGAAGGUGUCUCCACUGCUCUUGAGUCCAGUGGUGGCGUGCUUUACACCACUGCAUCCCACGCUUUGCAUUGCACUUGGUGAUGUAUGGCUUGGAUGCAGCUGCUCGGCCAUGGAAAACCAUUUCAUGAAGCUCGCUGCUGACACUGUUCUUGAGCUAAUCUGAAGGCUGCAUGAAGUUUGAAGGUCUGUAGCGAUUGACUCUGCAGAAGGUUGGCCACCUCUUGGCACUAUGCGCCUCAGCAUCCGCUGACCCUGCUCCGUCAGUUUACGUGGCCGACCACUUGGUGGCUGAGUUGCUGUCGUUCCCACACACUUCCACUUUCUUAUAAUACAGCUGACAGUUCCACGCUGGAAUUCUCUGAGCUCCUGAGAGCGACCCAUUCUUUCACUAAUGUUUGUAACACCUGAUUCUGAUCAUUUGGAAGGGUGAGUGAAUACUUUUGGCAAUAUAAUGUAUAUGAGGAAGGAUAUUUUCAUCUGGUUAGUUCCUCCUGAAAUGUAAAUCAAAAUUUAUGCUGCUACAAAAUUCGGAAAACAUACAGGCAGGUGAGAGAUUAAAGGAAAAACCUGAACCCUUGACCCCCCUCCAGUUAGGGGAUUUGGUGGUUCUGAGAAGCUGUUGGUAUCAAUGAAUCUUCGCGGGAAGAAUCACUUUCAAAUCAGGAUCUAUCAUUCGGAGUGAUCACCUUGGGAUGGUCUCUUCCAGGGUGACUGUACCACAUCUGUAGGGCAAGAGGGGUCACCAAAUGGUUUGAAGAAUAUAAGACUAUUUAAAUUACCACAUUUUGGACCUCUACAACCAUCAAAACACCAAUGGAGUGAAUAUCUUUUGGAAAUAUGUUCAUCUGUCCCUCCAGAAGAGUCCCAGAAACAUGGAGAAUCAAUACCAAGAUAUAAUGAAGCUGUUUUAACAGCCCAACACCUUGUCAAAAUUUUUUUAGAGGUUUAUCCUUUCAUUUCUCACCUAUUUGUAUAUUAUUAUUACCCAGCCCUUACUCGUUUUAAGAGUAACAAAAGGAAGCUUGUCAAAUCCAGUCCAUCAGGCAAAAUGUUUUUUUCCUGCCCUGACAACAUGUUUGACUUUCAAAUUUGUCCAAAAGGUUAUUCAAGGUUCAACAGGACUGCACUGGAACAAUACUUACAUUCCAGAUUUUGGCAUUUUAUUUCAAGCUAAAUGCUUUAUUUCUUGUGUUCUUUGUCCAUGAUUUCAGUUUUGUUGAAGAGCAAGAAAAAUACACCAACAAAGAUAAGUGGUAAAGCA